UGGAGCACGGAAUUGCUCGAUCAGCGGAUCCGACGUGAGCCGAACACCUCGCGAAAAGCACAAAUAAUUACAAUUGUGACAGGAAAAGUUGAGCAAUGGCUGAAUAGAGUUCGCUCAGGAGAAGAAGAACAACAUCCUGCGGACGGACGGUGUUUUGCAUGGUCCCUGCUGCUGGUCGGACGAGCAAAAAUGAGGCGUCCGACCUGUGCUUGCCUGCUGUGGCUGACCCUGCUGCUGGUCGGAUCAAACGCAGUUCCAAGGCGGCUGAAUGACUGGGUGUCACAUUACGAGCCGCUCACCUACGACACAGACCCUGUGCACCGAUCUCACCAACGAGCCAAACGCUCCGUCUCCGAAGACUCGGCUGUGCAACUCCACUUCCGAGCGCACAACCGGGCCUUCAGUUUGCGCCUCAAGAGGGACCUGGAGACGUUCUCGGACAGACUCGAGGUUGUGACCCAUGAAGGAGACCCUCUUGACGUCGACACCUCUCACAUUUACAAAGGACACAUUUUGGGAGAGCCUGAGAGUUACGUCUUUGGCUCGAUCAUCAACGGUGUUUUUGAGGGGAAGAUCCACUCUCCGCACACAGGGGGCUACUUCAUAGAAAAGGCCAACAAGUAUUUCCCCAACCAGACAUUCCACUCACUCAUCUACCACGAAAAUGACGUUGAAGACCCACAUGCCUCCAAACGAAAUGGAUACUUGGGAGGAUGUGGCCACACUGAGGAAAUCAGUCAGUGGAUGGAAAGGGUGCAAAACUCGGCCGUCGAAGAAGAAGACCUUCCUCCUUUUGUCCCCAAGAAGGAGGAUUCGAAGCCGGAGAAAAAGGCUGCAAAAACUGAAAAGGUGCAUUUUCAUGACGAGGAUCCUCGUCGGCGGUACACGAGGGAGGCCAACGAAGGCGUCCAUCAGCGCUCGAAGAGGGCUGCUCGACCGCGAGAGGAGAAUCGAAACACAUGCUCUCUUUUCAUCCAGACUGACCCACUCAUCUGGAAGCACAUUUCUGAACAGCAAGUGACUCAGGAUCCUGAAAAAAUCCGAGAGGAGAUUCUGUCACUGAUUGCUCAACACGUUCACGCCGUCAACUACAUUUACCGUGAUACAAAGUUUGACGGCCGAAUUGAGCAUCGCAAUAUCAAGUUUGAGGUGCAACGAAUCAAGAUUGACGAUGACAUUCCAUGCAAAACAAAUGGCGGUGAUUCAAACCAGUUCUGCAUGGAAAAUAUUGACGUCAGCAACUUUUUGAACCUGCAUUCUCUGGGCAACCACGAAGACUUUUGUUUAGCUUAUGUUUUCACCUAUAGGGAUUUUACUGGUGGGACUCUAGGUCUUGCUUGGGUUGCCUCUGCAUCAGGGGCUUCUGGAGGGAUUUGUGAGAAGUAUAAGACUUAUACUGAGACGGUUGGUGGCAUUUAUCAGUCAACAAAGAGGAGUUUGAACACAGGCAUAAUCACUUUUGUUAACUACAACAGCAGAGUUCCCUUGAAAGUUUCUCAGCUUACACUUGCACACGAAAUCGGGCACAACUUUGGAUCACCCCAUGAUUAUCCGUCUGAAUGUCGGCCUGGAGGAGACAAGGGCAAUUUCAUUAUGUUUGCUUCGGCCACAAGUGGAGACCGGCCAAACAACAGCAAGUUCUCUGCCUGCAGUGUUGGCAAUAUUAGCAAUGUGCUAGACGCAAUUGAGGAUAGCAAGAAAAGGAACUGCUUUACCACUUCUGCUGGUGCUUUCUGUGGCAACAAGAUAGUCGAGCAAGGCGAGGAAUGUGACUGUGGGUUCAAUGACGAGGAGUGCAAGGAUAAAUGCUGUUAUCCCAGGAUUGUGUCCGAGGUGGACAAGAUGAGGAACAACUCGGCUGCUGGCUGUCACAGGAGAGCAAGAACGCAAUGCUCACCCAGCCAAGGUCCGUGCUGUGACGGGCACACUUGCACUUUUGUCAAAGUCGAACGUCAGUUGCAGUGCCGCGGCGAGAGUGAAUGCUCGUUCAAGUCGUACUGCAACGGCGGGGAACCCGAAUGUCCGGUUUCGAAACCCAAAUCAGACAAAACGCGGUGCAACGAGGAGACGCAGUUGUGCAUCAAGGGUGAGUGCACCGGUUCCAUUUGCCUCGAGUGGAACAUGCAAGAGUGCUUCCUCACCUCGGGCCACGCCUCUGUCGUGGACAAGCGGCGCUUGUGCGAGUUGGCGUGCAAGAAUGGCUCGGAGGAAACUUGUCGCUCGACCAGCGAGUUCUCCAGGCAGGUUGGCCUGCCCGAGGGUGGCAUCAGUUUGAGGCCAGGCUCGCCAUGUGACAACUACCAGGGCUAUUGCGACGUCUUCCUCAAGUGCAGGGCCGUCGACGCCGAAGGACCUUUGGCGCGUCUUAAAAACUUGCUUUUCAAUAGGGAAACGUUGCAAACAGUAGCUCAGUGGGUCACUGAGUACUGGUGGGCCGUGCUGCUGAUGGGCAUCGCGUUUGUUGUGGUCAUGGGGUGCUUCAUCAAGUGCUGCGCCGUGCACACGCCGUCGUCCAACCCGAAGAAGCAGCCGGCGCGGCGCCUCAGCGAAACCCUGCGCCAUCCGAUGCACACCCUGCGUCGAAUGCGCGGUCCAGGCGGCGCCUCAAGGGCUCCCCCGCGCGGAAGCAACCCUCCCAGAGGCCCCGCCCGUGGCUACGGCGAAGGUCGCGGCCAGUACUACGUGCCCAAGGGGUCAGCCGGGGAGGGUGGCGGCCGCUCGUCCGGAGGCCACGAGCCGUAUGCUGGUGCCUACGGCGGCCGCUCCUCAGGCAACCACAUGGGACGCAACUCAUUUGAGAUGCACAACCACAAGGUGUGAGAAAGAAUGCAGGACGCUGAUCUCUCCAUGGAUUUUUUAACGAACCUUUCAAACCUGAAACCAAAAAUCACGGAAUAUUUACGCGAUAAUUAUUUUAUUAAACAAGACGAGAAACUCACUCACUAGUACCUAAUAUAUUACCCAUCACGAUGUCUUUAAUCAACCAGGGGCUGGUGAAUUUCGAACUUAUGCCGGGGGAGAGAAAGUAUUUUGAAAGAUUUCGGGUGUAACAAAGGCAGACUCUUAUUUUAAAUUCAUUUUAGCCUCUGAACUAGCGGUUGAAUUCUAGAAUUACCCAUCAAAUCUGCCAAAGUUCAAAAAUUUUGCCGAAAAUUUAUAUUUUUAGACUAUGAGCAAAUCCAUUAGUAGACAAGUGAGACAAUAAAAGUGCAAAAUUACCAUAUUAGCCAAAUUUUAGUUUUUUCGAAAGUUGCCAGCCCUGGAAUUGCAGUAUAUCGGUCCGACAUAGAAAUCUCGAGUGAUUUGUGGCAAGUUGAAUGACUCUGAAGAUGGAGUGAAUGUAUAUAGACUAUUGUGAUCGCGGGGUCUUUGAGCCCCUGAAAGUGGUGCAUCAUUCAUUGAGUCGGUAGUGCUGAACUUUUUAAAUUUCUGAAUUUGCAUCUCUCAUUGGUUGGGACCAAUGCUUCCACGCGAGUGAUUACGUUGUUCUCUUCUAGUGUAAAAUGUUAAUUGAUCAAUUUUUCUUGUUUCUUGGGACUCGGACUUGAAACUGGUCGACAUUUGACCGCAAUAUAUGUUACCGGACAAAACACAUAAUUUUUGGAAGAAAAAAGAUCAUUCCAAAAAAAGGCAUUUCUUGAAUUUUUACUCAACUAUGACCUUCAUUAAAUAAAAACUGUUUCGUUUUACGUAUGAAUAAAUUAAAAUCCUUUUUAGGUGCCAAAGUUUCACAGCUCAGGUCAAGAGAAUUCAAAUAUUUGAGUUUUCAUUCCCACGUGUGAAUGACACUUAUUUUAUUUUACCAAAGUUCGAGUCCCAAAUGAUAAAAUUGUGCAGCAUUUCAGUCGCAUUUAUUGAGAAACUUUGUUCCAAAGUCGACUGGUGCUGCGUGCUAUGUUGAAAGAGUUGAACUGUGCGGAUUCCGAUUCCACCACUCCAUUAUAUGAUACAGAUAUAGCGAGAUGUACAUUUCUAUAAAUACAAUUAUAUGCAACACAGAAUUAUCAUGGAUGUGCGUGUUUCGAUUCCA
Molecule: messenger RNA, 4030 nt
Organism: Neocloeon triangulifer
Lineage: Eukaryota; Metazoa; Arthropoda; Insecta; Ephemeroptera; Baetidae
Gene: kuz
Product: disintegrin and metalloproteinase domain-containing protein 10
Exons: 13
Coding region: 190-2820 (876 amino acids)
Biological process (GO): Notch signaling pathway; membrane protein ectodomain proteolysis
Cellular component (GO): plasma membrane
Molecular function (GO): metalloendopeptidase activity
Source: RefSeq, a predicted model, not a curated record